AUGCGCCUCAACUCACCGCGACUUAAACCCCUGGCACGCCUUACACCCUUCUUCGUCCUCGCAACAAUCGUUGGUUUUGUCUCUCCUCAGUCCUUGUCCACCACUACCACUACUGGCAUUGCGAACGCCGCGACCACGACUACAAUCACAGUGACAGCCACCCCGACAGCCACACCUGUAGCCACCCCUCCAGCAACACCUGUAGCCACCCCUCCAGCAACAUGUCAGCCCGCCUUUGACUGCUCGACAUCACCCAAGGGCUGUUUAAACAACGGCGUCUGUAAUAGCAAUGUUUGCAAGUGCGACCCUGGAUUCGGAGGCAACGACUGUGGUCUCCUUGCCUGCGGCUCUUCACUUCAGGAACCCUCUCAGCGUACUACGGUUGCUGCCGGUUCUGCCUGUCCAGCCUGCGACCCUGGAUUCGGAGCAUUCAACUGCAAUGUGUGCCAAACUGAUGAGGGAUGCCAGUCAAGGACACCUUCACGCACGUCGCUAUUGGGCGACGAAAAGAUGGUCUGCAACAAGCAGCCCGAGGUCUUUUACAACAGCUACAUGACCUGCGGUGUCGCCUCCGAAGAGCUGACUUCGCUCUUCCCCGGAGAAAAUGCUCUCACGUUCGAUAUGAAUGUGGUCAACAAGACCAUCCAUGCCCAGCUGUGGAUCAACAACACCCAACAGUUUUAUUGCGAGUUUGGCAAUUGUUCCCUCGCCACCACAGACCUCGAGGGCAAGGUCCAGACAAAGUGGAGCUGCCCCGACCUCCAGUGCAAAUGCAUUAUACCUUCAACAAUGUGCGGGGGUGGUCCCAACCCGCCUAUGAUCCCCUUCAAAGGGAUUCUAGAGCCACUCAUGGGACCCUUUAGUCUGACCUGCCCUCACAACAGCACGAAUUGUAAUGCCUUCUUUUCUGGAUUGGCUGGAUUCUUCCCGAAGGGAUUGCCGUUGAACGACUGCAACAUGGGAGAAUGUGUCUUCCCAUCCGAGAUGGUCUCAUCCCUCACAGCCUUGCAGCCAACUAUGGCUACUGGCGUGAUUGUAGGCCUGGCUAUUCUGGGUGCCUUGAUCCUCUUCCUUAUCGUUGUCUGCUCGAUCGCCAAGAGAGACCAGAUUGUUCUCAGCCGUACUCCUUACACUCUCGACAAUGAGGCUGCCUCACUCGAGUUCCGCAAUGUCGGCUAUACCCUCAACAAAGAUGGACUCGAGAUUCUCAAGGGCAUUUCAGGAUCGGCUCCCGCUGGUGUUGUCUUGGCUGUCAUGGGUCCCUCAGGAGCUGGUAAAUCGACUCUGGUGGAUAUUUUGGCCGGCAAGCGCAAGGACGGCAAAGUUUCUGGCCAUAUUCUGUUGAACGGCAAGCAGGUGCGCGAGUGCGAGAUCCGUCAUGCUGUUGGAUUUGUUGACCAGGAAGAUAUCCUGCCCGCCUCCCAGACUGUCUGGGAAGCCGUUCUCUUCUCUGCCAUGCUCCGUCUUCCCGAGGCCAUGCCCAUCCACCGUAUCCAAGAACGCGUUUCUGAAGUCAUUGAGAUGUUGGGGUUGACGCAUUGCAAGGACAGUAUCAUUGGGGAUGUUACGUCCCGUGGGAUCUCUGGAGGAGAGAAGCGCCGUGUCUCGAUUGCCCUGGAGUUGAUUACCCGUCCUCCAAUCCUGAUCCUGGACGAACCCACCUCUGGACUCGACUCUUACAGCGCCCACAUGGUUGUCCAGCAGCUCUGCAAACUGGCUGCCAGCAAGACCACCACUGUUAUCAUGACCAUUCACCAGCCCCGCUCGGAUAUUUUCUACAUGUUUGACCAGGCUCUGGUGGUCAGCAAGGGAGCCUGCCUGUACUUUGGACCAACGGAUUCUGCUGCCGAUUACUUCCGUCGCCGAGGUCUGGCAUGCCCUUCGACUUACAAUAUUGCAGAUUACCUAUUGGAUAUUGCGAUGGACGAGAAGUUGCUGAAGCAGGCGAUGGAGUUUGAGGAGUCGGGUGUCGAGAAGCUGGGCGUUUCGUCGUCACAUCAGCUGCAUGAAAACGGGAACACGGUGUCGCGGCGUAACAACGCCGCUGCCACUACUCAGGACCACACCGAGGAUCAACAACUUGAGACCAUGGUCCGUGUGGAGGAGACAAGACCGGCCAGCAGCACUUCAACAGCGUCCUUCUCUGACGACAGCACGGCCCAGCUAAGGAAACAGAACACCAUCUACCCGACUAGCUUCCUGACCCAACUCCAAGUGAUCAUGAAACGCAGCUUCCAAACCCUAAUCCGUAACCGGUCCCUACUGGUCCUCCAUCUGGCAGUAUCUCUGGUUCUGGGGAUCUUUGUCGGAGGUCUCUACUUUGACGUGGCCAUGAGCCUGGCCGGAUUCCAGAACCGUGCUGGAUCCAUAUUCUUCAUGCUCGCCCUCCUCGGCUUCAGCAGCAUCUCUGCCCUAGGAGCCUUCACCGAUACCCGCACCCUCUUUGUCAAGGAGCGUUCCAACGGAUACUACCCGCCCAUGCCCUUCAUCAUCUCGACGCUCCUGUUCGAUCUCAUCCCUCUCCGUAUCAUCCCCGCCAUCUUGAUGGGGUCUGUCUCCUACUUUAUGAUCGGUCUAACGGCGGACGCCCAAACAUUCUUCAAGUUCCUCCUUGUCAUGGUCCUCUUCAACGUCUCCACGGCAAUGUUCUGUCUCGUCAUCGCCGCAGGAGUCCGCACCACGGGCGUCGCAUCCCUCGCGUCCUCCAUCGUCAUGCUCUUCAUGAUGCUCUUUGGCGGCUUCCUCAUCAACUCCCAACAAAUCCCCAAAGCCCUCACCUGGAUCCAAUACCUCUCCAUGUUCAAGUAUGGCUUUGAAGCCCUGGCCGUCAACGAGGUCGCGACUACAAAGUUGAUUGAUAACAUCCAAGGUGUUGCCUUUACUGUCCCUGGAUCGUUGAUUCUUCAAAAGCUGUUUGGGUUUGACUUGGGGAGCUAUUGGAGGAAUGUAAUUGUGUUGGUCGGAUUCAUUUUGUUGUUUGUUGCUACUUUUUGGAUGCUGGUUUCUUUGCGGCUUAAAGAACGCAAGUAA
Messenger RNA from Linnemannia hyalina, 3030 nucleotides. NCBI's taxonomy places the organism in Eukaryota, Fungi, Mortierellomycota, Mortierellomycetes, Mortierellales, Mortierellaceae. The record is from the annotation of a GenBank genome assembly.